Messenger RNA from Entamoeba invadens IP1, 1236 nucleotides. RefSeq lists its product as hypothetical. The transcript has a single exon. Lineage: Eukaryota; Evosea; Mastigamoebida; Endamoebidae. Gene Ontology annotation, biological process: positive regulation of DNA-templated transcription. The record is from RefSeq and is a predicted model, not a curated record. Gene Ontology annotation, molecular function: ubiquitin-protein transferase activity. Bases 1 to 1236 code for a protein of 411 amino acids. Gene Ontology annotation, cellular component: nucleoplasm; chromatin.
AUGUUAUUGAUUCCCAAUUUCAAAGUAAUUAGGUUUUUUCAUGUCAACUGUAAAAGACUGACAAAAGUGAUGAGUUUUCAAACCGAAAAAGCGGUUUGCUGUUGUUGUGGGACGGGGUUUCGGAUUCCAGCGUUUCCCAAGCUUUUACCGUGUAUGCACUUAAUAUGUCGGGAUUGUUUAUUUUCUAUAGUGAAAAGUCAAGUCGAGAAAGGAGUAGGAAAGUCAAAAGAAGUGUUUUGUUGUUUAUGUCAAAAAGAGGUUUCAGUACCUUUUUCUGAUUUAGAUGAUCUUCCCACCCUUUUUAGUUUAAUAAGAGAGAGCGCUUCCAAAACGAUAUGUAGUGAGCCCAAUUGCACUCGUCAAGGGUUUUCGUUUUGUUUAACGUGUUCCAAAAUCUAUUGUGAGUCCCAUACUGAAAUACAUUACGAACAAAAUUCACAUAAAUUUGAGGUCUUUUGUGAGGGAAAAUUUUGUAUUAAACAUCAUACAGUAAAAACCUAUUUUUGUUGUACAUGUUCCGAAAUAAUAUGUCCACACUGUUUCGUUUUGGAACAUGCGGGACACAUAGUGUGUAAGUACUCACACUUUUUGUCGAAAUUUUACACGUCAGAGCGGUUUAAUAUAACAAAACGACUUUUCAAUUUGUCACGCGUUGUGAGGAGUGCGACGUUAAUAUAUGACUCAUUAUAUUAUUAUCAGCAACAACAAACCGAAAAUCAAAUGAAAACCAUCAGCAAAAAAGUCGAUAUAAUUUUAGAGGAAAAACUUGGGAAAUUGCGGGAUGGGAAAAAGCAUUUGAUUGAUAUAGACAAAAUCAUUAAAGAGGUAUCUGAUGAACUCUGUGUCGUCUCUCCUCCAUGUCCUUCGUUUUGUUAUAUCCAAAGUCAAACCAAUUAUAUCCCAUUGAAGUCGUCAAUUCCCGUGGAAAUCAUCCUCAAAGACGUGUAUGAAAAUCCAUCAAUAACUAGUGAUAUUACUAUAACUUUUGUACCUGUCAGUCAUAUACUUCCUGGCUGUGUUGACUUUUUCGAGGAAAUGGCACAUGACAUUUCUGAUGACACAUGCGGGGAUGGGGGCGAGGCGUCGGCUUAUUUCGACAAAACGGAAAUUGGAAAAAUCAGUGUUAUAGUCAAAGGAGAAAGUGAAGGGGAUGUUGCUAUGAGGGUUUAUGUGCAUAGAGUUGAAAUAGAAAAUAGUCCGUUAAUUUUACAAAUUCAGAGUUCGGAGAUCGACUGA